AAAGCAGCUCAGAGGGAGAUUCUCACUUCUCUAUUUUUUUUCCCUCUUCAUUUGCCUAGGCACCACCUAAAACCUUUGCCAAAACAUUUUAAUCUCUACAACCAAAAGGUUGGAACAAUUUUUUUUUACCAUUAUGAAGCUCAUACAUGCUCCAGUGGUUAUGCUACUAUUAUGCUGCUAUGCAUAUGCUGCCACAGCAGAUUUAGGCAAGCAAAAGAAGACUUACAUAGUUCAUAUGGACAAGUCCUCAAUGCCAUUGAGUUUCAAUGAUCACCUCCAUUGGUAUGAUUCAUCCUUAAAAUCAGUAUCAGACACUGCUAACAUAAUUUAUACGUAUACUGAUAUAAUUCACGGAUUCUCCACGAGACUGACAAUCGAGGAAGCUCAAUCCCUUGAACAGCACCCAGGUAUCCUAUUAGUCCAAGAAGAAAUGAGAUAUGAGCUCCACACAACUCGGACGCCAGAAUUUCUAGGACUCGACAAGGGUGGAGCAGUUUAUCCAGAGUUGAAUGCAGUUAGUGAGGUCAUAGUAGGAGUGCUGGACACAGGUGUCUGGCCAGAAAGCCAAAGUUUCGAUGACACUGGAUUAGGUCCAGUCCCAAGCAGCUGGAAAGGUGAGUGUGAGGUUGCCAAUAGCUUUAACUCAUCUAGUUGCAACAGGAAACUCAUUGGGGCAAGGUCCUUCUCAAAAGGUUAUAUAGCCACUUAUGGUCCAAUUGAUGAAACUAUGGAAUCAAACUCGCCAAGAGAUGAUGAUGGCCAUGGAACGCACACCUCAACUACAGCAGCUGGUUCCGCUGUUAGUGGAGCUAGUCUCUUCGGUUAUGCUGCAGGGACAGCACGAGGAAUGGCAACACAGGCUAGAGUUGCUAUGUACAAAGUAUGUUGGCUUAAUGGAUGUUUUAGCAGCGACAUACUAGCUGGAAUGGAGAAGGCAGUUGCAGACGGUGUAGAUGUAUUAUCAUUAUCACUAGGAGGUUCAGUUUCUGAUUACUAUAGAGACACUAUCGCAAUAGGGGCAUUCACUGCAAUGUUGAAUGGAAUUUUUGUCUCAUGCUCAGCAGGAAAUGGCGGCCCAAGUUCUGAGAGCCUAUCAAAUGUGGCACCAUGGAUAACUACUGUAGGUGCCGGGACGUUGGACCGUGAUUUUCCAGCCUAUGCUAGCAUUGGUAAUGGGAAGAAUUUUUCUGGUUCAUCACUUUAUAGUGGCAAGUCUCUGUCAGGUGCACUAGUUCCGCUGGUGUACGAAAUUAACACCAAUAACACAAGCGGCAAUCUAUGUCUACCUGGUAACUUACACCCUAAAGACGUUGCAGGGAAAAUUGUGGUUUGUGAUCGAGGGAUGAGCUCUAGGGUUCAAAAGGGUGUUGUUGUAAGAGAUGCUGGGGGUGUAGGUAUGAUAUUAGCAAACACCAUCUCUUUUGGUGAAGAAAUUGUUGCUGAUGCUCAUCUUAUACCAUCAGUGGCUGUGGGUCAGAUAGCUGGCGAUGCAAUAAAGAAGUACAUAUCUUCAGAUUCAAAUCCAACGGCCACAAUUGCAUCUGGAGGUACCCACCUGGGCAUCCAGCCAUCACCACUCGUGGCAGCAUUCAGUUCAAGAGGUCCUAACCCAAUUACACCAGAUCUGCUUAAACCUGAUAUCAUAGCACCAGGCGUUAACAUUAUAGCUGGAUGGACAGGCAAAGUUGGACCAAGUGGUUUAACAAAUGAUUCCCGGCAUGUAGACUUCAAUAUAGUAUCUGGCACAUCCAUGUCAUGUCCACAUAUGAGUGGUUUAGCAGCACUAAUCAAAGCUGCCCAUCCUGAAUGGAGCCCUGCAGCCAUAAGAUCAUCACUUAUGACAACAGCCUACAACACAUAUAAGAAUGGCGAAACCAUACAGGAUACUGCUACAGGAAAGCCAUCAACGCCGUUUGACAUUGGUUCUGGACAUGUUGAUCCCAUAUCAGCCCUUGAUCCGGGGCUUGUCUAUGAUGCCACAGUGGAUGACUACCUAGGGUUCCUUUGUGCCCUAAAUUACAGUUCAAGCCAAAUCAAGUUAAUCACAAAGAGAAAUGACACAUGUCAGGCGGAUAAGAAAUACACUGUGGGAGAUCUUAACUAUCCCUCCUUUGCUGUUACUCUGCAGACAGCAUUACGAAAAGAUAAUGAUGAUAGUCAACCAACGAUAGUCAAGUAUACAAGAACUCUGACUAAUGUGGGCAAGCCUUCUGCGUACAAAGUUUCAGUGUCUUCAGAUAUAUCAAAUGUGAAAAUAGUUGUGGAGCCAGAAGCAUUAGUUUUCAGCAAACCGAAUGAAAAGAAGAACUACACUGUGACGUUCAGUGCAACUUCCAUGCCAUCCGGCACAACAAAGUUUGCACGUGUAGAAUGGUUGGGAGGAAAAUAUACUGUCAGUAGUCCAAUUGCAUUCAGCUGGAUAUGAUCGUGAUAACCACACAUAACUAAUAAACAAUGUAAAUGACCAAAUAGGGCCAGAUUGCUAUUCUCCUUGCAUAUUAUUUAUGUAUAAUACUCAAUGUCUCAAUCCCUGAGUAGAGGAUCUAAAUCUUAGUUUUUUA
Daucus carota subsp. sativus is the source of this 2561-nucleotide messenger RNA. Its product is annotated as subtilisin-like protease SBT1.7. Lineage: Eukaryota; Viridiplantae; Streptophyta; Magnoliopsida; Apiales; Apiaceae. Gene Ontology annotation, biological process: proteolysis. The transcript has a single exon. The record is from RefSeq and is a predicted model, not a curated record. Bases 134 to 2425 code for a protein of 763 amino acids. Gene Ontology annotation, molecular function: serine-type endopeptidase activity.